CGCCGCCGCUGCUUCUGCUGGGGCCGCACUUGCAGGAGCUCCUGGCCUUGGCGUUCCGGUUCGCCAGAACCUUCGGCUGGGCGCCCGGCAUGGCGGCUGCCGCGGCGGAGACGCGCGUGUUUCUGGAGGUGCGGAGACGGCUGCAGAGCGCGCUGCUGAUCCUGGGAGAGCCAAAAGAAGGAGGUAUGCCCUUGGAUGUUUCUGUGACGCCGUCCUCACUCCAGGUGAAAACCCCUGCUGGCUGCACAGAGCUCCGGCUUCCAGCAGAGGUCAGGCUUGCACCUUCCUCUUGCCAUGGGCUGCGGUAUGUGGCUGGAGACGGGCUGCACCUGCGGCUGCAGGCACAGGCAGACUUCAGCCCAAAACUGGUUUCAAUGUUUAAUCAAAGCUCACAAGCCCAAGAAUGUUGCACAUUUUAUUGCCAGUCCUGCGGUGAAGUCAUAAUAAGGGACAGGAAGCUCCUCAGGGUGCUCCCGCUGCCGAGUGAGAACUGGGGAGCUCUAGUUGGAGAAUGGUGUUGUCAUCCUGACCCCUUUGCUAAUAAGCCGCUUCAUCCUCAAGAGAAUGACUGUUUUAUUGGAGACAUUUUCGUCUUGGUGAAUUUAAGAAGUGAUUUGUGGCAGCCAAGACCUGAGCUGAUCCCGCUGGAGACACACUGUCUUUCUUCUGAGAACCAUUUUCAAUUGAAACCAAAGGCAAAUACCAAAGUAAUUUGUAAGCGUUGCAAGGUAAUGUUGGGAGAGACCAUGUCAUCAGAAACCACCAAGUUUUAUAUGACAGAGAUAAUUAUUCAGCCAUCUGAGAGAAAUUUUCCCAUCAUACCAAGGUCUCGGUUUGUCCAGAGUGUCAUUGCCCAGUGUCUGGUGGAACUCUCCUCUGCUCGAAGCACUUUUAGAUUCACUGUUCAAGGUCAGGAUGGCAAAGUGUACAUCUUGCUGUGGCUUUUAAACUCAGACAGUUUGGUGAUCGAAUCUUUGGGAAGUUCCAAAAGUAUCAAAAAAUUCCCGCUGUUGGAAGACAUAUUGGAGGCAGAUUCCGGUUCUGCCUGGAACGCUGUCAAGGUCCUCUACCAGCCAUGCAUCAAAAGCAGGAACCAAAGUCUUGCCAGAUCGUGGGACAGUGACAUCAGCGUCCACUCUCUGACCCUGCCCUCUGCUACCUGCCUGGAGCUGCUGCUGAUACUGUCAAGAAAUAACGCCUCGCUGCCCCCGUCGCUUCGCUGCAUGAAUUCCUUUCAGGUCACUCCACUGAGGAAAAUGAGAUCUCAUGAGAUAUUGACCAGAACAUCAGCAUGAGCAAGACUUUGAAUAAUGCAUCUCAAAGCUGCAUCUAGAGGUGGCCUUUUUGAAGCUGUAACUGUGGGAGCCGAGGCACCACUCUCCCUGGCAGACAGCUCCCCCGCACCGUGUGCACCAGAGGCCAGCACUCAGCCCAGUGGGCAGCCAGUAUGGAGACAGGAACCAGAGCUACAGAAUGAGCAUUGCAUUGAAGUUUUGAGUUUACUUGUUUGCAUCUGUUCUCUAAAAGAAGAGUUAAUUUUAAAUCUUUUAAAAACCAAGACUGCGAAGAAAGUUGUAGUAGCAGGUUGUCAGCAGUUGAGAUAAGUAUAGAUGUUAUAGCUCUAUUUCCCACAGAGAGGAAUAUUCAAAUAUGCGCUGAGUCAGCACCGCCUGGAAGGCUGUCAGCUGGUGGAGACCCAUCUGUCCUGUGUGGAAUGCAGAGGGGACUUCGUUGGUGGAACUAAAUGUUACCUACUGUACAUCCAAGGAAAUAAACUUUUAAAGAACUUCUCAGAUUUGCUUAAAACAAAUUUUGCAAAAGAAAAAUACAUAAUUUUGUAUAUCUUAUUCAGAAGAGCUGCUCAGUAAAUAAAUGGUUAUUGAAUGAGUGAUUAUCAAAUUAAAAGUUUUCCCAUUUAUGCAAA
Molecule: messenger RNA, 1924 nt
Organism: Equus quagga
Lineage: Eukaryota; Metazoa; Chordata; Mammalia; Perissodactyla; Equidae
Gene: UBE3D
Product: ubiquitin protein ligase E3D
Exons: 11
Coding region: 90-1295 (401 amino acids)
Biological process (GO): protein monoubiquitination; proteasome-mediated ubiquitin-dependent protein catabolic process; protein autoubiquitination
Cellular component (GO): nucleus; ubiquitin ligase complex; cytosol
Molecular function (GO): cyclin binding; ubiquitin protein ligase activity; ubiquitin conjugating enzyme binding
Source: RefSeq, a predicted model, not a curated record